AUGGACGAACUCCAAAGUGUCGGAUUUGGCAUUGCUCUUGGAAUUAUCAUUCUCUCAAUUCUGACGGUGUACCCGGGUGAACCAUUUGACUACUCUAUCGAUCUUAAACAAAGCGAAGACUUUUUAUCAACAAGCUUGUCAAAACGUCGUUAUGCGUCCUUCAGGAAAAAUGAAAGAGAGGAUCACUUUGCUGUAAUCGAUAAUGCUACUGAGCGUGUAAGAUCAAAGAAAUUAAAGGAACCACUUGACCUGGAAAAUGACAAGACUCAGCAGCUAAUGGAAUCUUUUCAACAAGAAAUUUCCGCUGCGAAAACAUCUGAAUCGUCUCCAUCCUGCACCAGCAGUAAAAGUGCUUGGCUUUAUCGCAUCUUCAUUCUCUUCACCAUUGGAUUUUUUGUUUGGAUAUUCGAUGACUUCAGCCUCAAUGUGUUUGUCAUUUUAAAGCACAUCUUUCCAAAAGAAGCUCAAGCAAUUCAUCAAGUAGCUACUGCAUCUUAUAAUCUAUGGGCCACACCAGGUAUCACCUUUAAAAUGAAUCUGCAAAGCUACUCACCAUUGCGUGGUCUACCGCGAAAUCUUUCAAGCUUCUAUCGUUUAUUCAGACCAUAUCAAGUAUCCUAUGUGUCUACCUCGUCACAUGUAUCAUCCAGCGUACCAGUAAAGGCUACAACUAAAAAGCGCAAGAAGCAAAUGCGUUUAGCAAAUCUGCCUAUAUUUUGGCCAAUUGCUGGUGUCGAUGAGCCACCACAACUACGUCCACACGAAGUUAAUAUUGUGAAUCGACUAUUUAAAGAAAAAAGUACGUUAAUCACAUCAACUUCAGAUCCUAAUGACUUGCCAGAUUGGAAUAUUCCUGAGAUUGCGUUUGCUGGUCGCUCAAACGCUGGAAAAUCAUCUUUAAUCAAUGCAUUAACUGGUCAAAAAACACUUUUGAGGACUUCAAAGACACCAGGACGCACACAACAGUUGCAUUUCUUAAGUGUUGGUGGAAAAAAAGGGAGUUUACCAGAUUUAUCACUUGUGGAUAUGCCUGGCUUUGGAUUUGCUACAGCACCAAAGAAAGUAGUAGAUGAGUGGCACACUUUGGUUGGUGGAUAUAUCGAUAAUCGACGUGGAAUUAAUCUGAAGACAACGAUGUUGCUAAUUGAUGCGAGACGAGGAAUCGGACCGGCUGAUCAUGAUUUUAUGGACUUUUUGCAUGACUUAGGAGCUUUAUAUCAAGUUGUGUUUACGAAAGUUGAUACAGUGACUCGAAGUGAGCUAGAAAAACAGAUUGAUAAAGCGCAGGAAGUGGCGCUUAGUGCUACGAGAAUGAGUAUGAAUCCAAUUAUCCAAGUGACGAGCGUCAAGCAAGGAUCUGGAAUUAAAGAGCUACAACGUCAACUUGUUAGUAUGACGGGAUUUUUGCAAGAUUCACGAUAA
This is a messenger RNA of Plasmopara halstedii, 1422 nucleotides long. RefSeq names its product gtp-binding protein. The transcript is spliced from 3 exons. The record is from RefSeq and is a predicted model, not a curated record. Gene Ontology annotation, molecular function: GTP binding. Lineage: Eukaryota; Oomycota; Peronosporomycetes; Peronosporales; Peronosporaceae. The coding region runs from base 1 to 1422 and encodes 473 amino acids.